CUUGUUGUUUUUCUUAAGUUUUUUACACCUGGGGUACGAGUCUUGCAAAGACUUGUUGUCUCUCUCUACACCACUUCUUUCUUCCCCGUAAAAGCUUUCAUCCGACACAGUCCUUAACCGAAAAGCUGUAGAUCAUUACUUUAAACCUCGUACAUCAUCAGAUUUCAUUCAAACCGAGCGUUCUAUGUGGGUUUUAUUGUGUAUCAAUUAGGGUUUUUGAAUGAUGGAUCCCAAUUUCGAUGCAAACCCUAGUUAUUUAGCUGAUCCAGUAGAAGAAGAUCAGUAUACGCUGUUGAAAUACGUGAGCGAGAUCCUUAUGGAAGAGAGUAACGGUGAUUACAAACAGUCUAUGUUCUACGAUUCAUUAGCUUUACGCAAAACAGAGGAAAUGUUGCAGCAAGUGAUUACAGAUUCUCAAAAUCAAUCCUUUAGCUCUGAUUCGAUCAUUACCACUAAUUCCAGCAGCUGUCCUGUGGGGGAUGCAAGUGGAAGCAUAGUUGAAUCGGCUGAUCUCCGGAUUAGUCCAGCUGUGGUUAAGAGUAUGUUUAGUGAUGCAGAUUCUGCUUUACAGUUUAAGAAAGGUGUUGAAGAAGCUAGUAAGUUCCUUCCCAAUAGUGACCAAUGGCUUAUCAAACCCGAAAGGUUUGAUUUGGGUUUGGAUCCGUUGAGAGUUAAGAGGAAUCAUGAAAGGGAAGUUAUUGAUUUUGAGGAAGUUAGGAAUAGUAAGCAGUUUGCAACUAAUGUUGAAGAUGGGAAGAUCACAGAGCUGUUUGAUAAAGUUUUGCUUCUUGACAGUGAAUGCGAUCCACCAACUUUGUUAGACAGCAAGAUUCAAGAGAUUAGGAGUAGUAACAAACAAGGAGUGAAGGGGAAGAAGGAGAAGAAGAAGAAGAAGAAGAGUCAGGUGGUUGAUUUCAGAACACUUCUCACACUAUGUGCACAAGCCAUUUCCACAGGGGAUAAAACCACGGCACUUGAUUUGUUGAUGCAGAUAAGACAACAGUCUUCACCUAUUGGUGACGCGGGACAAAGACUUGCUCAUUGUUUCGCUAACGCGCUUGAGGCUCGUUUACAAGGAAGCACUGGUUCUAUGAUCCAGAAUUAUUACAAUGCUAUCACCACUUCCUCGUUGAAAGAAACCGCUACGGAUACACUUAAAGCGUACAGAGUGUAUCUCUCUUCGUCUCCGUUUGUUACCUUAAUGUAUUUCUUCUCCUUCAGGAUGAUAUUAGAUGCGUCGAUAGAUGCUAACGUUCUUCAUAUAGUUGAUUUUGGGAUUCUCUACGGGUUUCAAUGGCCGAUGUUUAUUCAAUACAUAUCAGGAAGAAAAGAUGCACCGAAGAAACUGAGGAUUACUGGUAUCGAGCUACCUCAGCGUGGUUUUCGUCCGGCGGAACGUAUAGAGGAAACGGGAAGGAGAUUGGCUGAGUAUUGUAAACGGUUCAACGUACCGUUUGAGUACAAAGCUAUUGCGUCUCAACACUGGGAAAAGAUCAGGAUACAAGAUCUUGAUAUACGACCAAACGAAGUCUUGGCGGUUACUGCUGGACUAAGGCUCAAGAACCUUCAAGACGAAACAGGAAGUGAAGAGAAUUGUCCUAGAGACGCUGUUUUGAAGCUGAUAAGGAACAUGAACCCGAACGUUUUCAUCCACUCGAUCGUCAACGGUUCGUUCAACGCGCCGUUCUUCAUCUCACGGUUCAAAGAAGCGGUUUACCAUUACUCUGCUCUCUUCGACAUGUUUGAUUCGACGCUUCCUAGGGAUAACGAAGAGAGGAUUAGGUUUGAGAGGGAGUUUUAUGGGAGAGAGGCUAUGAAUGUUAUAGCAUGCGAAGAAGCUGAUAGGGUAGAGAGGCCGGAGACUUAUAGACAGUGGCAAGUGAGAAUGGUUAGAGCAGGGUUUAGGCAGAAACAAGUGAAACCUGAGCUGGUUGAGAAGUUUAGGGAAAAGCUGAAGAAAUGGGGUUACCAUAAAGACUUUGUGGUUGAUGAAAAUAGUAAAUGGUUGUUACAAGGCUGGAAAGGUCGAACUCUUUAUGCUUCUUCUUGUUGGGUUCCUUUGUAAAAAUGAUUAUAGUCUUCUCUUUUUUGUUUGUUACAAAAAUCAUGUAAUUUUAGGAAUAUGUCUGAUAUGUUUGUUAGCACAUAAAAAUUCUUCAAUUGGCCCAAAGGUAUAUGCAGUUUUGGUAACUUAAUUUCUUAACUUUUGUCAUAUAUUUAAUAUCGAAUACGUUGGGUAUGACUCAAAAUAUGAGGCGACGACCCUCUCCAUU
Molecule: messenger RNA, 2273 nt
Organism: Camelina sativa (false flax)
Lineage: Eukaryota; Viridiplantae; Streptophyta; Magnoliopsida; Brassicales; Brassicaceae
Product: scarecrow-like protein 34
Source: RefSeq, a predicted model, not a curated record